Schistocerca nitens (vagrant locust) is the source of this 1224-nucleotide messenger RNA. RefSeq lists its product as uncharacterized. Bases 60 to 548 code for a protein of 162 amino acids. Lineage: Eukaryota; Metazoa; Arthropoda; Insecta; Orthoptera; Acrididae. The transcript has 3 exons. The record is from RefSeq and is a predicted model, not a curated record.
AGUAUUGUUAGCAGCAACACCAACAGCGCCAAUAGAAUCUACAGAGAUGAAGCGUUCUAAUGGAAAUUGUGCUUCAACAACAGCUAAUAAACGACGCAGGAUUUGACUCCAGUAAUCCUAUAGAUACAGUGGACGUGUGCGAACUCCUAGAUACGCUUGUAACUGCUCCACAACUUGAUAAGAUGACGAUGUGUUCUUCACCCCAACCUGAUCCGUCUACGAUGUAUUCACCGCGUCUACAAACGCCACCACUGUCCGGUUCGUCACCAUCACCGUGGUAUGGACUGAUGGCAUCUGCUCAUUUGCGAAAGAAUCUGUGCCCUGGAACUUCGUUUCUAGAUUCACUCGACCUUGGUAUUGCGAUGGAUUGGCAGGAUACGAUAUUUCAAGACCUUGCUGCAAAUAAAAAUGUGACUAGGGGCUCAUGGUCUUAUUCGGACGUCGCUAAUUUAGAAGGUGAAAUGGAGGAGAUCGUCGGUGGCGAACUUGCACCUCCUGACCCAACAAUAAUGCGUUCGUCACCCCCGCCCAAUUUGUCGAUGAUGUAAUCUCUGUGCCAACGAACACCUCCGCCACCAGGUCUAUCAAUAUUAUUAUCAUCAGCGUGGUAUGGGCUGAUGACAUCAGCUGGUUAGCAGAUGCAGGCGCACCCAGGAUCGCCUCGCAAUCGUCAUGGAAGUGUACGAUGUCGAAUUCAGUAAAAUCAUUAAUAUAUUUACAGAGUAAAUAUUAACACAGUUAUUAACAUUUAUGUGUAAAAAUUGUUAAUAAGAACAGCACCAAAGCUACCGACCCAGUAUAUAGGCGUACAACAGACCAGUAGCUAGAUCUUGUAGUCAGCUAUAAAAUGACCAUAUUAUCUUAUUAUCGAACAGAUAUAUUAAUUUCUGUAAAUAAUUUGUGUAAAAUUUAUGACAGUAGAGCCAAAACAAAGACUUUUCUGCAGAUACACAGUAGAAUAGCAUGAAUAACUUGCUUUAUAGCCGCGCGGAAUGAGUGUGUGUGUUGUUCUUGGCAUACGUUAGUUUAAGAAGUGUGUAAGUCUAGGGACCGUUGACCUCGGCAGUUUGGUCCCUUAGGAAUUCACACACACACACACACACACACAUUCCCUUAUUAUUUUAAUUUGAUUAUGGUUGUUUAUUAGUAAUUUUAAUUAGUUAAUGUUUGUAAGAUGGAUAUUUUGGUAGCGGUGUAUGGCAACGACAAACUGAAUAACAACAU